Molecule: messenger RNA, 1380 nt
Organism: Helianthus annuus (common sunflower)
Lineage: Eukaryota; Viridiplantae; Streptophyta; Magnoliopsida; Asterales; Asteraceae
Exons: 2
Coding region: 1-1380 (459 amino acids)
Source: RefSeq, a predicted model, not a curated record
AUGGGACAUCGACGAUUUCUUCCACGAGAUCACCAUUAUCGAAGACUUACAGAAGAGUUUGACGGAAAUGAGGAGCUUGGAAGGGCUAGGAAAAGUUUUGAUGCAUUUUCACGAGUUGAAAAUAUGAAUACUAUUCUAGGAAAAAGAUCUCGUACUGAGCAACGAGAUAACUGGAAAAAAAGGUCAAUCUUUUGGGAUUUACCUUACUGGAAAAGUUUGGAAGUUCUACAUUCCUUGGAUGUUAUGCAUAUUGAGAAAAAUGUAUGUGAUAGCUUGUUAGGUUUAUUGUUAAACAUUCCUAGAAAAACUAAAGAUGGGAUUAAUGCCCGUAGAGACAUGGAAGCUAUGGGAAUACGUAAAGAGCUUGCCCCUAUUGAGAGAGCCAAUAGUAUUUAUCUUCCACCCGCAUGCUAUACUAUGUCAGGCGAAGAAAAACGAAAGUUUUGUCAAUGUUUGCAUGAUAUUAAAGUUCCAUCUAAUUAUUCUGCAAACAUUAAAAGUCUGGUGUCAAUGAAAGAUUGUUAUUUGGAAGGCGUCAAAAGUAUUGGUGUUCCUAAAUCUCGUCAUUCAGGCCGACUUGCAGGCGUGGGAGGAGUUGGUAAGCAAUUAAUCACCCCACCAUCUGAUGAGUUACAAAUUGCUCAUUUUACUGUUCUACAACAUAUGACAUGUAUUGCUCCGUAUGUUAAUGAACACAAGAAAAUAUUACGAUUGACACACUUGCGCAAGUCAGAUAAUUGGUAUGCCAAACAACAUAACGAGGGGUUUUCCGCUUGGUUGAAGAAAAAGGUGGAGGAAACUUAUGGUGAACCAAAUGUUGAUAAGACGGUGGAGAGGUUGGGAAUAGGGCCAGACUUUAGAGUAAUAUCUUACCAAGGGUAUGAUAUUAACGGUUAUACAUUUUAUACUAAAAAUCAAGAUGAUAAAAGUGUAACGCAAAAUAGCGGAGUUACACAAAUAGCCUCAAGAACAAAUGUCGACCAAAUGACAAUCGCCAAAGAAUCAUAUUACGGUGUCAUACAAGAAAUUUGGGAGUUAUCGUAUUCUUCAUUCACAAUACCUUUGUUUAGAAGUAAGUGGGUCAAUAACCGCACAGGUGUUAACGUCGACGAAUAUGGUUUUACACUGGUUGACCUUACAACAGACGGGUAUAAAUCAGAACCAUUUAUUCUCGCAACUCAAGCCACACAAGUAUUUUUUGUCAAGGAUCCGUGCAAACCAAGAUACCAUAUAGUAUUACAAGGUAAGCGACGUAUUCUUGGUGUUGAUGAUGUUGACGACGAGGAAGAAUACAAUCAGUGUGACGAAUUACCACCAUUUUCUGUCAGUAUUCAACAGAGUAAUGACUAUAUCACAAUUGGCACCUCAUACUUACAAUGA